GGGGCAGAAAGGAGUCUGUAUAUUAUUCCCCAUUAGUCCAACACGAAGCUGGCUUGUCAGGGAAUCUGGCAAGCUUUGAAUUAUCUAACCAUGGGACCUUUUAUUGUUACAGGACUACUUAAAAUAUGCGAAGGAUGAGAUCUGAAGACUCGGCAUAUUUUGUCUGUUAGACAAGAAGGUAACAGGGCCGCCCUGUGAAGAACUUGCUCAGAAAACGAUGACGAUAUGGUGUGUGGCUUAGCUAAAAUAAACCAUAUCACUCAUGCACGAGAUGUGGGAUGGGUUCUUGGUGGACUUCCUGGUAUUUCUAGCCUUCAGUGAAAGAAAAGGAAGGGGAAAAUUGCCACACCACUCCCACUGGGGGUUUAGGGGAACUGAGUCCCAACAAAACCGCUAACUGUCAAUUUUUUAAAUAGUAAUACCGUCUAGGCUAACAUUUCACCACUGAGAUAUUAAUAUUACUGAGUGUCUUGUUCUAUCCUGCCGAGCCACUAGAGGAGGUGAAGUCCACUGCUGGGCCAGUUAUCUGGGAGAAGCCACAGUUGCAGCAGAGCCCAUAGUGGGAGCGUUGGGCGGAUCUGGACUGGGAGUGGUGGGAGGGUGAGAGAAACCCGGCAGGACUCGCACACUGUACGUUACCUACUGGCAAACAUCAGCCACUUACGCAGCGGCUGGGCUGGCACGUUACGGCGGAGGGACUGAGCCGUAUAUCUCCACUAACGUUACUCUGUGUGGACGACAAGAACUCAGCUGAAGAAGACAGGCUGAUAACGUACGCCGUUUUUUUUAACCUCUGCUGUUUCUUUUCAGGUGGUGGCUAGUGACGGGGUGCGGGCUAUGAUGGAGUCGGCCCUGACAGCCAGAGACCGGGUGGGCGUGCAGGACUUUGUCCUGCUGGAGAACUACACCAGUGAAGCCGCCUUCAUAGAGAACCUGCGCAAACGCUUCAAGGAGAACCUCAUCUAUACAUACAUUGGUUCAGUGCUGGUGUCAGUUAACCCAUACAGAGACCUGGAGAUCUACACCAAGAACCACAUGGAGCGAUACCGCGGAGUCAACUUCUAUGAGGUCUCUCCACACAUCUAUGCAGUGGCAGACAACUCAUACCGUUCCUUAAGGACAGAAAGGAAGGACCAGUGCAUCCUCAUCUCUGGGGAAAGCGGUGCUGGGAAGACAGAGGCAUCCAAGAAGAUUCUGCAGUACUAUGCUGUCACCUGUCCAGCCAGUGAGCGGGUGCAGACAGUCAAAGACCGCCUGCUGCAGUCCAACCCAGUGUUGGAGGCUUUUGGCAACGCCAAGACCUUACGUAAUGACAACUCGAGCCGCUUUGGCAAGUACAUGGACAUUCAGUUUGAUUUCAAGGGAGCCCCAGUGGGAGGCCACAUCAUUAACUACCUGCUGGAGAAAUCCCGCGUGGUCCACCAGAACCACGGGGAGCGGAACUUCCACAUUUUCUAUCAGCUGAUUGAGGGAGGGGAGGAGGACCUGCUGAGACGCCUGGGCCUGGAGAGGAACCCUCAGCAGUACCAAUACCUGGUAAAAGGUAACUGUCCCAAAGUGAGCUCCAUCAAUGAUCGUAACGAUUGGAAGGUGGUGAGGAAAGCUUUGACUGUGAUUGGCUUCAACGAGGAUGAGGUGGAGGAGCUGUUGAACAUAAUCGCCAGUGUGCUCCACCUGGGUAAUGUGCAGUACGGCGGGGAAGAAGGCAAUGCCUGCAUCACUUCUGACACACAGAUAAAGUAUCUGGCCAGGUUGUUGGGAGUGAAUGGAACAGUGCUGACAGAGGCACUCACACACAAGAAGAUAAUUGCCAAGGGAGAAGAGUUAAUGAGCCCACUGAACCUAGAGCAAGCAUCAUCAGCUCGGGAUGCUUUGUCCAAGGCAGUUUAUGGACGCACCUUCACCUGGCUGGUGAACAAGAUCAAUGCUUCACUGGCAUAUACGGAUGAGUCCUCUAAGAACUUUUCUGUCAUUGGCCUGCUGGACAUCUAUGGUUUUGAAGUCUUCCAGAACAACAGUUUUGAGCAGUUCUGUAUCAACUACUGCAACGAGAAGCUGCAGCAGCUCUUCAUCGAGCUCACCCUCAAGUCAGAGCAGGAGGAGUACGAGGCCGAAGGCAUCACGUGGGAGCCGGUGCAGUACUUCAACAACAAGAUCAUCUGUGACCUGGUGGAGGAAAAGUUCAAAGGCAUCAUCUCCAUUCUGGAUGAGGAGUGCCUGAGACCUGGAGACGCCAGUGAUUUCACCUUCCUGGAGAAGUUGGAGGACACUGUUGGAGGACACCCACACUUUGUCACUCACAAGCUGGCUGAUGCAAAGACUCGCAAGGUAAUGGGCCGUGACGAAUUCAGACUGCUGCACUAUGCUGGAGAGGUCAACUACAACGUCAACGGAUUUUUGGACAAGAACAAUGACCUGCUCUUCAGGAACUUAAAGGAGGUUAUGUGCAUGUCAGAGAACAAGAUCCUGACACAGUGUUUUGACAGAGAGGAGCUGAGUGACAAGAAGCGCCCAGACACAGCAGCCACCCAGUUCAAAGCCAGUCUGGCGAAACUCAUGGAGAUCCUCAUGUCGAAGGAGCCGUCGUACGUCCGCUGCAUCAAGCCAAAUGACUCCAAACAAGCAGUUCGAUUUGACGAGGUGUUGAUCCGCCACCAGGUCAAGUAUCUGGGGCUGAUGGAGAAUCUGAGAGUGAGAAGAGCUGGCUUUGCUUACAGACGGCGCUAUGAGGUCUUCCUCCAGAGGUACAAGUCCUUGUGUCCAGACACGUGGCCUAACUGGCAGGGGAAACUAGCUGAUGGAGUUGCCACACUGGUCAAACACCUGGGAUACAAGCCUGAGGAGUACAAACUGGGCAGAUCCAAAAUCUUCAUCCGGUUCCCAAAGACCUUGUUUGCCACCGAGGAUGCUCUGGAGACCAGGAAACACAGCCUUGCCACCAAGCUGCAGGCCGGAUGGAGAGGCUACAGCCAGAGGUCCAAAUACCAGAAACUCAGAACCUCAGCUAUUGCCAUCCAGGCAUGGUGGAGAGGGAUCCUGGCCAGGAGGAGGGCCCAGCGCAGGCGACAGGCUGCCAAUACCAUCCGCAGGUUCAUCAAGGGCUUCAUCUACCGCCACAAGGAGCGCUGUCCAGAGAACGAGUAUUUCCUGGAUUAUGUGCGUUACUCCUUCCUCAUGAUGCUGCGCAGGAACCUGCCCAAGAACGUAUUGGACAAGAGCUGGCCGACACCACCCGCUGCUCUCACAGAGGCAUCAGAGCAUUUGCGUAAGCUGUGCAUGCAGAACAUGGUGUGGAGCUACUGCAAGAAGAUCAGUCCUGAGUGGAAACUCCAGAUGGAGCAGAAGAUGACAGCCAGCGAGAUCUUCAAGGACAAGAAGGACAACUACCCACAGAGCGUGCCCAAACUGUUUGUCAGCACAAGGCUCAACGGAGAGGACAUUAACCCCAAGGCUCUACAGGCUCUGGGUAACGAGAAGAUGAAGUAUGCAGUGCCAGUCACCAAGUACGACAGAAAAGGCUACAAGGCUCGGCCCCGCCAGCUGCUGCUCACCUCUAACAGCGCUAUUAUCAUAGAGGAGUCCAAACUCAAGCAGCGCAUUGACUAUGGAGCUCUGAAAGGUAUCUCAGUCAGCUCUCUCAGCGACGGCUUGUUUGUUCUGCAUGUGCCCAGUGACGACAACAAACAGAAGGGAGAUGUGGUUCUGCAGAGCGACCAUGUGAUCGAGACCCUGACCAAGAUUGCAAUCUGUGCUGACAAAAUAAACAGCAUCAACAUCAACCAGGGCAGUAUAAAGUUUACAGUGGGUCAGGGGAAAGAGGGGAUCAUAGACUUCACACCUGGAUCAGAACUACUGGUGGCCAAGGCUAAGAAUGGACACUUGUCUGUGACGGCUCCCAGACUGAACUCCAGAUGAUGGCCACUGUGAUACACAUAACAGCAGGACCUAAGUGCUCCUGACCUCUCCCAUCCUCCAAUCACAUGACCACAGACCCCACUCUGCCUAAGCCAAUCAGACACCUGUUGUCACUGCACUAGUGGCACGUGCUUCCAAUUGAAAAAAAGCAAAAAAAAAAAAAAAACAACAAAUAAAAAUCCAGCAAAACUAAUUGAUAUAUUUAUGUUUAUAUGUUAUAUUUUUGGGAUUAAUACUGUUGCUGUUUGAAUAUUCUGAUUUUAUAUAUGAGGCCAAGGAAUAACAAAUAUUUUGGUGCAUUUUUCUUGCACCAUGUGUGUUUAUUGUGCUUUAUUUGGGAAUAUGACCAAGAAAAAAUGAGGGAAGAGUCAGGAUAAGAAACCACAAUGAGAAGAAGGGGACUGUUGUUGAUGAAAAUCAGGGUUUGUUUUCACCUGCCGCCUUUUUUUCCCCUGUUUACUGUUUCUGCUUGACUUAUAGGCUUGAUUGUCUCUCUGACACUGCUGUUCUAACUGGGGUGGCUGGCGUGUUACUGAAGCAUAAAGGUGUAUAGACCAAGGCUGGCAGUAUGUAGGAUAGCUGAUGAGAGGUUCAGGGAUGAGGAAGAAUAACUUCUGGUAGUGUCAGACUGUAGGUUACGAAAUCAGAAUAAAUAGUUCAUUGUACAACUGAUUAUAUUUCAGAAAUUUGUCUGCAGUGUAAAUGCUGCAAAAAGGAACAAAGUAUGUGAGAAGUGAAUGAGAAAAGACAAGAGACGGGUGAAUAGAAAGAUGGUAGAAGGCAGCAGUCAUUUGCCUCGACCCCAGAGGCUUGUGCCUUUCUCCUUGACUAAUUUAUUCACAAUACGUGAGUUGAGCUGUAUAUUGGCAACAUGACACUCAGCACAACAAUGAGUUGAGUUACUUGUAGACGGAAAGCAGUCGCCCUCUGAUGAACAUUGUUCCAGCGUCUUGUACAGCAGUCGUCCCUUGUUCAAAGCCAUGUACAUGCUCUGGCUUGGUUGAAGGCCCCAGCAUCCCUCCCUGUAGUUGGCUACGGUUCCUCCAUUUGUCCACAAUCUCCCCUUUGCAUUUGCUUCUCCAGCCUCCACCCUGACCCACCCACCCACCUACCUAUCUGUCUGUCUUAGAGAACUGGAGCUUCUGCGUUUCUAUGACUGAACUGGUCCGACGGCUACACCUGACUAGAGUUUAACAAACAUUUUUGAAACUGCUAAAAAAAAAAUAAUUUUAUUGACUUGAUAUCAAUUUAAUGUCUUUUUUUGUUACAAUUCUAUGUCUUACAAACAUGUAAAAUGUGAGAUUAAAAUUUGAAGCCAUGUUAAACUUGUGAUCUACUUCAAAUCUGGAUCUAGCUAAAAAGCGUGCGACAGAUCAAAAACAUUCUUGGUCUGCCUCAUGCUUUCUAGAUCAAAACUAUUAAUAGUUGUACAUUUUCUAGAUGACAACAUUUUUUGGGAAAUGAGUGUAAUCAUUGUCUUGUUGAGAGUUAGAUGAAAAGACUGAUGCCACUCUCAUGUCUGUUUGCUAAAUAUGAAACUGCAGCUAACGGCGCAGCUAGCUUACUUGAGUGGGAAACAGUUACGGUAGUUUGGUUCUGUCCACCCACACAUUUAGCUUUUUUACAUGACUUAAACAACGAAAAUAAUACUUGUUAAUUAGAGAGUUUCAGAUGUGCUGGAAGGCAAACUGUGCUACCCUGUUUCCCCAUUUCCGGUCCUCAUGCUAAGCCGAGCUAACCAUCUUCUGUGUGUAGCUCCGUAGUGAACACACAGAUAGGAAAGUUAUAUCAACCAUCUCAUCUAGUUCUCAGCAACAAAGCACAUUAGUGCAUUCCUCAAAUUGUCAAACAAUUGUCUUUUAAUAACAUAGAGUUCUUUCCAGAAUUGUACCCUUUUCAGGGUAGAGCGACUUCUAAAUGCAAUAGCAUCUAAAUUGACAUACAGCACUAUAAAUGUCAUGACAACAGUAAAAUAGUUAUGCAUUUUUGUAGAAGUAUCACACCACUUCAAGUAAACGGCCUCCUUUUGGCCAGUUCUACAGUAAAGAUCUUUCUCUCAACCUUACCAAAGACUGAUUAUUAUAGACUGAUGAUUGAAAACAUUUGAGAGGCACUCCAAAAUGUUUCCAAGAUUUUUUUGUUGUUGUUGUCCUAUUUUCCAAACCUCGCUCAAUGACAGAACUUUCCUCUACAUGGCUCUGGGUGGCGCAAGGCGGGUGCAAUAUACUGAUGCAGGACUGUGCGACUGCACUUGAAAUAUACUAGCCAAAGACCCUGUUGAUUUACAGUGAUUCUAUGUUGUAUGAUUUAAAUGAUAUUAUUUUGUUGGUUCUGAAUGUUAUGUUGUUUUUUCAGGUGGGAGAUCUAAAUGUACAGUUUGUGUUCCGUGUUAUAAAUGAGAGAUUCAAGCCAAGUGAGGUUUGAUGUGAAACAUUUUUGUGAGAAAAAGCUUCUAGCAUUGUUUGUUAAAAACACACAAUGUUGAUGUGCCUUGUUGGAUAGCAAUACAACAGAUUUGUGUGGGACUAUAAGAGAAAUACCUCCUUAACAGAGUCCAGUUUUUCUAAAAGUUUCCCAGCAGCACCUAAAGGUCUCCUUCCUCUGUGUGUAUAAGCUUUAUUCAACCCAAAUCCUAGAUUUUAUCUGUUGAUUUACAGAUGCACUCCUGUUAUCAGUCCUGACUUACUGUAUGCACAACACCAAUGUAUAAUUAUGCCAAUACACUAAAAGAUAAGAUACUAAAGAUUUGAAAAAUAAAUUUAAAAAGCAAAUGCAAGUUGA
Molecule: messenger RNA, 6696 nt
Organism: Scatophagus argus
Lineage: Eukaryota; Metazoa; Chordata; Actinopteri; Scatophagidae
Product: unconventional myosin-Ic-like
Exons: 32
Coding region: 838-3915 (1025 amino acids)
Biological process (GO): actin filament organization; vesicle transport along actin filament
Cellular component (GO): actin cytoskeleton; microvillus; plasma membrane
Molecular function (GO): ATP binding; actin filament binding; microfilament motor activity
Source: RefSeq, a predicted model, not a curated record